AUGCCGCGACCCGCCUCUAUGAUAGUGAGAUUGAAUUCCCUAAAUAGCCACCUCACUUCAACCUCCUUGGUGGAGCCUCCGUAUCUGGCGUUUGGCCGCCAUAACACUCUCCAUAAACUCCUCACUUUAAACUCCUCGUCACCAAACUCGCUUGUUUUUACUUCCUUUUCGUUUGCGUGUAACAGCAACUCUAUGUCUAUGGCAUCAACGCGGCUUGUAAAUUGGGAUGAUAUUGCGGAACGCUUUGCCCCGCAUGCACCGUCUAGCGGUAAAGGCUCACAUGUCCUUCACAACAACCCACAAGCUCAGAGCCAGAAGAAGACUAAGAAAGACCUUGGCCCCACCACUUCACGCCAUAGUCCGUCUUCUGCAAGACUGCCUCCACAAACUAGUAUUCAGCAAGGAUAUGGGAUGAAUCCGAUUUCAAGUGUUUCAAGUGGUACAGAAUCACGUGCUGGUCAUGUUGAGCCCCAAGUUCUUGGAAAUGUCCCCGUUGAAAGUGCCCCCGCAGAAAGUUCUUCUGGAACUGGAAGUACAUCAGACAACCAAACAUUCACAAGGAAAGUUCACAGAAUGUUAAUUCAAGGUAUGUUGAAGGAAGAAAUGGAAGCCAUCUUCCACACUUGGUCUAAGUUGGAGUGUACUGUGUACCAGGUCACUUUUGUGUUCUUUGAUAUUAUGGCACCAAGAAUUUCUCAUAAUCACCAAGAUGUUCAGGAAGUUGUGACAAAAGCUGGCACGUUAGACUCAAAAGUGCUUGCCUGA
Prunus armeniaca (apricot) is the source of this 765-nucleotide messenger RNA. The record is from the annotation of a GenBank genome assembly. NCBI's taxonomy places the organism in Eukaryota, Viridiplantae, Streptophyta, Magnoliopsida, Rosales, Rosaceae.